This is a messenger RNA of Bactrocera oleae (olive fruit fly), 1803 nucleotides long. Its product is annotated as phenoloxidase-activating factor 3. Gene Ontology annotation, biological process: proteolysis. Lineage: Eukaryota; Metazoa; Arthropoda; Insecta; Diptera; Tephritidae. Gene Ontology annotation, molecular function: serine-type endopeptidase activity. The record is from RefSeq and is a predicted model, not a curated record.
CAGUUCAUAUCAGAACGUUGCACAAGCUGCACUUAAGUCGCGCUUAAAAUUUAUGUAAUAUUUGAAAAAUGUGCGUAUUUCCGAGAAUACAGUUAUUUAUAUUUUGCGCGCUUGUUUUAAUCGUAAGCACUGAAGGAGAUCUAUGUACAACGCCAAACCGUGUGGCUGGCAAAUGCGUAAAUAUUAAGACUUGCAAAACUUUAAUGGCCAUCGUAGAGAAGCAAGCCAAAACAGACUUCGACUAUUUUAUGUUACGACUUCAUGCUGAUGUCUGCUCCUACACAAAGCAACCAUAUAGUGUGUGUUGCCCGGAUGUAGAAGAGGUGUCUACAAUUCCUGAUGCAACUGGUCAGGUGUGCAAAUCGCCAAUGGGUAUGCCUGGUAUUUGUUUGGACGCAAAUGAUUGCUUACCCAUAGCAAAACUUUAUGAAAAAGUUCAACCGACACAAGAAGAAAUGAAAUUUUUGGAUGAAAGCAGAUGUGGUGGUUCAGAGGAAGUGUAUUGUUGUCCAACGGAGGCUUACCCUGUACCAGAAGCGCCAACUAUCACAACAACAGCCGCUUCUAUAGUAAAUAAAUGUGAAACACCUAAUGGUGCUGACGGCACUUGCAUUUCCGUUAUACAUUGCGAAUCGCUGAUGCGAGUUCUACAGAAAACUGAUUUUUAUGAAAACGAUGCCAAAUAUCUGAAUGCUAGCUUUUGUGGUGAUGGCACUAAAUUUCCAAAAGUUUGUUGCCCAGAGUCAACGGUGACGGAAGAAUUAAGUUUACCGCUGCCGCCAUAUUGCGGUGCAGUAUUUCCAGCUGAAAAUAAUUUCGACCCCGGUACAAUUACCAGCAGCGAAGAAUAUCCCUGGACAGCGCUGCUCCUAUACACAAAAAUGAGUAAAACGAGUCCUUACUGCGGCGGUACGCUUAUACAUGAGCGUUAUGUACUCACCGCGGCGCAUUGUCUGUUUCAGAAUGAGCCAGAGUGGACCUUAACCGGUGUACGUUUGGGUGUGUGGGCUACACCGGUGAUGCAGGAUUGUCAAAAUCCGGUGCUGGCCGAUCAAAUCGGUUGUGAGUCAAUCACCAUCGAAUUGGCCGUGAGCAAAGUAAUCAAACAUCCCGAAUAUGAAUCAUUGUUCAACGAUCUCGCGUUGCUGCAAUUGGCCGCGUCGGUACGUACCACACGUUACAUAGCACCGAUUUGCUUACCCUUCGAGGCCGAACACAUAUCGGCCAGUUUUGUUGAUGGUGAGGCACUGCAGAUAUCCGGUUGGGGUGCGCACAUGUUCAAAGAAGUAGCAGAUUUCAAAAUGAAAUCUAUUGUUUAUAUAUCAAGUUUGGAACAGUUUAAGGAUCAUUUUUUGACUGAAGCGUUCAUUAAUUUGACAGCAAAACACGUUUGUGUGAGGGGUAAGGGUGUUGAUGAUAGCACAAUUUUAGAUUCUGGUGGCGCGCUAAUGUCGCUAGCGAAUGUUGGAAAAAUGCAAUCGCAUUUUUUGCUGGGCGUCGAAGCUAUGAGCUAUGAAAUUUCGCCAGAACAUGGUUUUCCAUUUAUUUUUACGCGCAUUAGUGGGUAUUUGGAUUGGAUUAAAAGGGAAAUUCGUGGAAAUUAAUUAAUUUGCGGAAGUUAGUGAAAUGCGUUCACUUAAUUAAAUUUCAAAAAUAAUUUGCGUCGAUUAUUUUGGAUUUGAAAAAAAAAACUAAAUAAAUGACCGAAGUAUUUAUUAAAUUAAUAUUAAUGUAUGUAACGUAGCCUUUGCUUAAAACUUGGCAGGCCUAAAUUAAAGAAUAAAUAAAAAUAUUUCAAAUAAA